This is a messenger RNA of Schistosoma haematobium, 1721 nucleotides long. RefSeq names its product Serine/threonine-protein kinase smu1. Gene Ontology annotation, biological process: mRNA splicing, via spliceosome. The record is from RefSeq and is a predicted model, not a curated record. The transcript has 10 exons. The coding region runs from base 865 to 1629 and encodes 254 amino acids. Gene Ontology annotation, molecular function: protein binding. Lineage: Eukaryota; Metazoa; Platyhelminthes; Trematoda; Strigeidida; Schistosomatidae. Gene Ontology annotation, cellular component: precatalytic spliceosome.
GUGUUAUUGUUUAUUGAUAGGCCUCUGUCUGAUGAUAGCGCGUGCUUCGAAGAAAUGGCUAUUGAGAUAGAAUCGGCAGACGUUGUCCGACUUAUCGAACAAUAUUUUAAAGAAUGUAAUCUACUAAAAUCUCUACAAGUGUUGCAGGAGGAAACUGGCAUAUCACUCAACACAGUCGAUUCAGUUGAAGGAUUUAUGACCGAGAUUACCAGUGGUCAUUGGGAUACUGUGUUACAAGUCGUACAAAACUUGAAACUGCCUGAUCAUAAGCUCAUGGACUUGUACGAACAGAUUGUCAUAGAGUUAGUCGAGCUACGUGAAUUGGGUGCUGCCAGAACUUUAUUACGUCAGACUGAUCCAAUGAUAGCUUUAAAACAAGCAUAUCCUGAGAGGUAUGCACAUCUUGAGAACCUGUUGGCCCGAUCGUAUUUCGAUCCACGUGAAGUAAUUCUGCUUAUUUAAAUUUAUUUUUAGGCUUAUUUGGAAGGACAGUCCAAGGAAAAGCGUCGACAAGCCAUAGCCGCCUCACUUUCCGGAGAUGUUAACGUGGUUGCACCUUCACGACUUCGAGCACUUUUAAGCCAAGCAUUGAAAUGGCAGCAACAUCAGGGCCUACUUCCCCCUGGUACUGCAAUUGAUGUUUUCCGUGGUAAAGCAGCCUUGAAAGAACUGGAAGACGAAAAACCCCCAGCUACAGUAGCUGUGACUAUUCGAGUUGGUCAAAAAUGUCAUGUAGAAUGUGCAAGAUUUAGUCCAGAUGGACAGUUCUUAGUAUCUGGUUCUUUGGAUGGUUUUAUUGAAGUAUGGAAUUUUACAACUGGUAAAUUACGAAAAGAUUUGAAGUAUCAAGCACAAGAUACAUUUAUGAUGAUGGAAGACACUGUACUAUGUUUAGCAUUUAGUCGUGAUUCGGAAUUGUUAGCAGCUGGUUCAAGUGAUGGUCUAGUAAAAAUAUGGCGUAUCCAAUAUGGUCAGUGCAUUCGAAGAAUAGAAAAGGCCCAUCAGAAAGGAGUUACUGCCAUACAAUUUUCCCGAGAUAAUAUAAAUGUUUUAACAGCUAGUUUUGAUCACAUGAUCAGAACAUAUUCAGUCAAAUCAGGCAAAAUGCUACGUGAAUUUAUUGGUCAUACUGGAGUUGUAAAUUGUCUGGUAUUCUUACCAGAUGGUGACCAUUUUCUUAGUGGAAGUUCUGAUGGAUCUGUAAAGAUUUGGUCAUAUCGUAGCGGUGAAUGUAUAAAUAGUUUUAAGACUGUUUCUAGCUUACUUGGACGUGAAGUACCUAUUCACUCCAUUAUCUUGUUCCCACAAGAUCCAGAUCAUUUUCUUGUUGGUAGUCGUUCAAAUACUGUUGCUAUAAUGAAUGCUCAAGGUCAAGUUGUACAAAGUUUCACUAAUAAUAAACGUGAAAAUGGAGAUAUUGUUGAUUGUACAUUUAGUGGACGAGGUGAAUGGAUUUAUUGUGUAGCUGAAGAUCAGUCAUUGUAUUGUUUCAGUGUUAGAUCUGGUGGAAAAUUAGAGCAUACUUUACAUGUUCAUGAUAAAAGUAUUAUUGGAUGUGCUCAUCAUCCACAUCAGAAUUUAUUAGCAACAUAUGCAGAAGAUGGUUUAUUAAAACUUUGGAAACCUUAAUUUAUCGUUUAAAAGAGUGUUUUCUCUUGUACAAAUUUUUUUUUUAGUUUUUUCAAACAAAAAUAUAAAAAAACUUACUUCACACACUACCA